UGUGCUAAAACGUGUUCAUAAUAACAGUUUUCCCUCUAUAACCAUCUAUAACGUAGGAAAUUAACUCGUGUCUGUCACGUAUGAUCUUAAAAGCAACGUUCAAAGAAUUCAUUCUUUAAUGAUUAUCUGGAGAUCAUAGUUUAGUAAUUUUCACAUACAUUGCGUGUUAUAUACGUUUUAUUUGUAUAAACAUAUACUGUUUUAUUGUUAAUACCAUGACAUACUUACACUCGUGGGAAGAAUUCGAAAAAGGUGCCGAAAGGUUAUAUCUGCAAGACCCAUUGAAUACUCGUUACACAAUGAAAUAUUGUCACAGUAAAGGAGUUUUAUGUCUAAAAUUAACUGACAAUCGACAGUGCCUCCAAUAUAGAACAGAAAUAGCUCAGGACUUAAAAAAGAUGGAAAAAUUUAUAGGCAACCUUAUGAGACAUAUGGCAUCGAAAGAUAGUUGAAUAAGCAAGAUUUAUAUAUAUAUAUAUAUAUAUAUAUGAAUUUCUUUUUUUACAUGAAAAGAAAGCAAAACUUAUUCCAUCUACGCAACUAAGAUUUUGUUAUCUCAUAAGAUUUAAUGAUUGUGCGAUCCACGGAUGUUAAUUUUGUUCAAGGUACAAAAGCUUUUUUAAAUAUACAAUAUGUGCAUAUAAAACUGUUUUAUUUUUCUUUCAUUUAAAGUUUCAUGAUUAUUUCGGAUGGCUCCGUUGCCUCCUCGUUAAAGUUCUGGAACAAAUGAAGUUAUCGUAUAAAUAAAAAAUUAAGUGAGAUCGCUUCCAAUAUUUAUAAUUUAUCGAAUUUUCUGACAUCUCAACAAAAUAUCGUUUCAAGUACACAUUACAUAUUGCAUUAGAUAUUAAUGAAGCCAGAUUUGUAUCAAAUCGAAAUUAAAUACUCGAGUAAAAAAGAAAGCACAAAGCGACGAAAAACAAGCACUUACGAGAUAAUGGGUUGAAGAACAGCAUCCAGAGUAGUGUCAACGUGAGGGUAGAUUUCUUGAUUUGAAGGCAGUUCAUAGCGUACCUCUCCCCCUAAUUGCAAUUGUGUCUAUACCAAACAAAACCAUUUUACUAAUCUACUAUUUUAGAAGGACAUUCCACAUUGAAUUAUUAUUUCGUGAAAAACGAAGCAAUGUGAUUGUCAGCAUGCAAUUUGAAAAUCAUGUUGUCGGAAAGGAUAUGCUCGUCUAGCGCAUAUGUCUUAGAAAUUUACAAAUAUAAUCGAAAGUCGAAAUUUAUAUAAAGAAGAUAAGUAGGAGACCUUAGCCAUAUUUAUUUGUAGAAGCAUUUAGCAAAUGUGUAGGAUAUUGAUGUGAUACUGCGUGUAUGUACGAUUAAUAUUUCGUAACUAUCUCCUAUUUUUGUAGUUUAUUACUUUUUUUUUUAAUAGCAACUACGGAUCUCAUAAUAAGGUAAGAUAAAAUGCGUCGACUUUAAUCAUUUGCAUAUAAUUAAUUAUCCAGGCAAAGUAAAAAGCGUUAUAUUCGUCUGACGAUUGGUUACCUUUAAAGAAAUAUUUACAAAAAAUAUUUAAUUGCGACACGCAUUUUUCCAUUGUAAUAAAUAAAGAUAAUCGAUAAUAAGAAAUACAAGCAAAUCGGAAUACGUACUACGUGGGUAGGCUUGCUGCUGUCGGCGGAGCUUGAGCAGCAACUUGAAAAAUCCUGCGGCGUACUCUCUCCAAGCCCACUGUCCGUAUUAUUGCCUAUAGCCGAUAGUAUUCUGUUGUUACGAGUAUAAUAAAAGUCCCUCCUCGUGCUACAUUCAUUUCGAGCGUCGGGAAACUUUGCUUCGACUCGACAGCUGCUGCUGGAUGUUGUUGACAGCAAGUUAUAACUUCCAUCACGAUUAUGUGGCACGACUCUUCUGUCUCUUUUGCCAACAGAUCCGACAGUUCUGAAAGUGAAUCCUUGACAGUCGUCUGGCACCUCAUUCGUUUUCAACAAUCACCCAGGUCUAUUGCAGAUUCCACACUUUUUCUCUCAGGAUUGAUGCGCAUUCUUUUCUCCUUCUUCCUCUUUUUUUUUCUUUUUGUGGAUACAAUUAACGUAUACAUAUACAUACACUGGCUAUGUUCUCAUGAUGCAUCACGCUUUAUCAAAUUCAAUAACCAUAGAUUCAAACAUAGACUCCGCUUAAUAUGCAUACGCUUCUCCGAGAAGAAUCGCGUUACGACGCAUUUUUAAAGCGCAAUCUCUCGAAAGUAUGAAGAGAUUCUAAAAAAAUGCACAAGAUGCGUCGGGGAUGUGUCAGAGGAUCAAGUGGGAUAUACGAGACAUGUCGUCAAGGAGAUUUGGAGACACCAGGUGUCCCAAGCCUCGAGUGCCGACAUCGUCCACCCUCCCGGAUACCAAUAUUUAUUACACAAACAUAUGGCGCAUACCAUAUAACGUACAUAAUGCAACAUGAAAUCAAAAACAUACAAACAAUAAUUACGACCCCAGAACGAAGGCGAUCGGCACGCAUCGCCCCUUUUGAAUUCCACGGAACAUACAGCCAAAAGCGAGUGAGUGCCAGCUAGGACGUAAAAAUAAACAAGGUGCGACAAGCAGUUAAUCUCACUUAUUUAUUAAAGGUUCGUCAUGCUUCUCAAAAUAAAUAAUAGGGGCAUGCUUAAAGUAGAUAAUAUACAUGCUCGAAAUAAAUAAAAAAUACAUGCAAAAGAUAUCGAGAGGAAUCGGGGGUGUGUGGGGGUGACUAAACAAUGACUACGGAUCCCGUCUCAUCCUCCAAUUGUGGAGGAUGGUUGUGGGCAUUGCAGACCGUCUUGAGAUCAUCGUACCUAGGUAGGGACGAUGAAUCUAUGUCGUCCAAUCGAGAAUUGUUAGUUUGUAACGGGGAUUGCUGUACAGAUUGCGACUGUACCACCGUGUAGGAUAUUUCCCGGCGUUGUUGCUCGCUCAUUCCACUAGUGUCGACUAGGCCAAAUUCCAAGUGUCUGAAAGAGUACGUUUUUUUUGUUUAUACCUUUCUUUUCACGAGAAAGAAUAUUUGUCAAUGUGAUUAAUAUUUGUUCAAAUAAAUAUUUCUAGUCUUUUGUUAAAAGGAUGAAUUUUUUUUUCAUGGAAAAUAUUGUGUGCUUUUUAGGCCAAAAUAAUCUGUGAAUUGUAUGGCUGCCUGUAAAAAUGAUAAAAUUUAAUUUAGCAUUUAAUAUGCAGUAUGUAUGUAUGUAUAUACUUUCGAAGUUCGUCCGGCAGUGGUUGUUUUUGAGAAGGACUUCGAUGUCUGCUUCUAUGUCUUCUUCUAGGCUCCGUAUGACUCACCUAGGAUAAUAUCGGUCCAAUGUUAUAACGUGAUUAAUUUCAGUACCUUAAUAACCUUAAUAAUAUAGUAUAUAAGUCCGACCACAACACUUACAAUAGCCUUUUGCACACCUUCUCCUUUUCGCUUCUGCACUUCUCUCCACUGUGGUUCUGAAUCUACCAAUUCGUGUCUACUGUAAACAGCAACAUAUCGGAUUCGGUCAGUAUCUAUUGAUCUAUUGUAUCAUACAAAAGCCAACAAAUAUGUAAACUAUUAUAAAUAAUAGUUUCAUUUAUGGCAGAAUAUAUGCAAAUAGUAACUUGAUAUCAAGAUUAAAUAGUAAUUUACAUUAAGAGUAAUUCAAUUUUCAAAAUAUUUCAAUUAAGUAAGAAUUGAAAAUUAAUAAAUAUAAUAGGUAAGUUUUGAUAUGCCUUGUUGUAUUAGAAUUAUCAGAUUCUAAGAGAUAGGGGAGCCAUUUUUAAUCGAAAAGUGUUAUUAACGGAGGUCAGCGAACUCUAUUGUUUGCGGGAACCAUAUCUCAUUAUCAUCAAAUUAUUUUAAUUACAUGGUAGUACUCAUAAGGGAUAUCCAGUGUUGAAUCUAUUUACGAGAGUACCUUACUUAUGCAACAAUGAUGGGAACGAGAUGUUAUCGUUAUGGGAAUGCGUGUAGCGUUUCAAGUUAAUAUAUAACUACAUACCUAGAAGAACGGGAGUUCCUAUGUUUCCUACGAUGCUUUCGGUGGCCGGAUCUCGUGUCUGAGCCCCUCGAAAGCUCAGACUCACAAUCGGAGUGUCUGCUGUGUCGACGGUGACUAUGACUAUGACUUCUUCUACGAUGACCACCACGACUAUGACUAUCUCCUGAACUUUGACUCUCCACUGAGCUGCUUCGACGUUGGAGUCUACUUAAGAGCUAUGUUAACAGAAAUAGUAUUUAUAAUCAUAUGGAGACAUGUGUGUAUAUAUAUAUGUAUGUGCUAAUUUU
This is a messenger RNA of Odontomachus brunneus, 4220 nucleotides long. RefSeq names its product signal recognition particle 9 kDa protein (gene Srp9). NCBI's taxonomy places the organism in Eukaryota, Metazoa, Arthropoda, Insecta, Hymenoptera, Formicidae. The record is from RefSeq and is a predicted model, not a curated record. Gene Ontology annotation, cellular component: signal recognition particle, endoplasmic reticulum targeting. Bases 216 to 452 code for a protein of 78 amino acids. The transcript has 3 exons. Gene Ontology annotation, molecular function: 7S RNA binding. Gene Ontology annotation, biological process: SRP-dependent cotranslational protein targeting to membrane; negative regulation of translational elongation.